Lepus europaeus (European hare) is the source of this 846-nucleotide messenger RNA. It is a transcript of the gene CEBPE, whose product is annotated as CCAAT enhancer binding protein epsilon. The transcript is spliced from 2 exons. Lineage: Eukaryota; Metazoa; Chordata; Mammalia; Lagomorpha; Leporidae. Bases 1 to 846 code for a protein of 281 amino acids. Gene Ontology annotation, biological process: myeloid cell differentiation; DNA-templated transcription; regulation of transcription by RNA polymerase II. The record is from RefSeq and is a predicted model, not a curated record. Gene Ontology annotation, molecular function: RNA polymerase II cis-regulatory region sequence-specific DNA binding; DNA-binding transcription factor activity, RNA polymerase II-specific.
AUGUCCCACGGGACCUACUACGAGUGCGAGCCCCGGGGCGGCCAGCAGCCACUUGAGUUCCCGGGGAGCCGAGCGGGGCCCGGGGAGCUGGGGGACAUGUGUGAACAUGAGGCCUCCAUCGACCUCUCUGCCUACAUUGAGCCCGGGGAGGAGCAGCUGCUCUCCGAUCUCUUUGCCAUGAAGCCGGCACCUGAGGCCCGGGGCCUUAAGGGACCGGGAAGCCCUGCCUUCCCCCACUACCUGCCGCCCGACCCGAGGCCCUUCGCCUACCCCCCACAUACCUUCGGCCCAGACAGGAAGGCGCUGGGACCUGGCAUCUACAGCAGCCCAGGGAGCUACGACCCCAGGGCUGUGGCUGUGAAGGAGGAGCCCCGGGGGCCAGAGGGCAGCCGAGGUGGCAGCCGGGGCGGCUACAAUCCCCUGCAGUACCAGGUGGCACACUGCGGGCAGACGGCCGUGCACCUGCCCCCGACCCUGGCAGCACCAGGCCAGCCCCUGCGCGUCCUCAAGGCCCCCUUGGCCACCACCGUGCCCCCCUGCAGCCCCCUCCUCAAGGCGCCCUCCCCGGCUGGCCCCUCGCACAAGGGCAAGAAGGCAGUGAACAAGGACAGCCUGGAGUACCGGCUGCGGCGGGAGCGCAACAACAUCGCCGUGCGCAAGAGCAGGGACAAGGCCAAGCGGCGCAUCCUGGAGACACAGCAGAAAGUGCUGGAGUACAUGGCGGAGAACGAGCGGCUGCGCAGCCGCGUGGAGCAGCUCACGCAGGAGCUGGACACCCUGCGCAACCUCUUCCGCCAAAUCCCCGAGGCUGCCAACCUCAUCAAGGGCGUCGGAGGCUGCAGCUGA